This is a messenger RNA of Myxocyprinus asiaticus (Chinese sucker), 4581 nucleotides long. RefSeq names its product kinesin-like protein KIF23. Gene Ontology annotation, biological process: microtubule-based movement. NCBI's taxonomy places the organism in Eukaryota, Metazoa, Chordata, Actinopteri, Cypriniformes, Catostomidae. Gene Ontology annotation, cellular component: kinesin complex; nucleus; microtubule. Bases 89 to 3049 code for a protein of 986 amino acids. The record is from RefSeq and is a predicted model, not a curated record. Gene Ontology annotation, molecular function: ATP binding; microtubule binding; microtubule motor activity. The transcript is spliced from 24 exons.
UCGUUUGAAGCAGAGAGGGAACGUUUGAACGUUGUGCACGGACAAGAGUGAGGCUACGGCGUCGUGGAAUUAAUCAAAACCUCUCAACAUGAUAAGGCAAACGAAGGUCAAGACCCCCCGCCGCCCUGCUCCGAAGAAGCCAUCCAACACCCAGAAAGACCCUGUUGGGGUGUAUUGUCGUGUGCGACCACUCGGUGCAGAGGAUGAGGAAUGUUGUAUUGAGGUUAUAAGCAACACCACCAUUCAGUUGCAUGCCCCUGAUGGCCUCAAAGCCAACAGAAAUGGUGAAUACAAAGAGACACAAUAUUCCUUCAAAAAAGUAUUUGGAAUCAAAACAACACAGAGAGAGUUAUUUGAAGAUGUUGCCAAACCUCUAGUGGAAGACCUAAUUCACUGUAAAAAUGGUCUGCUGUUUACCUAUGGUGUCACUGGCAGUGGUAAAACUCACACAAUGACUGGCUCACCAGGCCAAGGUGGGCUGCUUCCACGUUCACUUGACAUGAUCUUCAACAGCAUCGGUCCCUACCAGGCCAAGAGAUUUGUUUUCAAGCCUGAUGAUAAAAACGGCAUGGAGGUGCAAACUCAGGUGGAUGCACUCUUAGACCGACAGAAACGAGAUAGUCAGACAAGUGUACCGAAAACCCCGUCAAGGCGAAUAUUAGACCCAGAGUUUGCUGAUAUGAUCAGCCCAGAGGAGGCUUAUAAGGCAGAUGGGGUGGAUGAGGAUAGCAGCUACAGUGUCUUUGUCUCUUACAUUGAGAUUUACAACAACUACAUCUAUGAUCUCCUGGAGGAAACUCCCUUUGACCCAAUAAAGCCCAAGUGGAAUGGUGCAGGCACACCUCUACGACACAACACUGAGUUCAUACCACCGCAAUCCAAAAUCUUGCGUGAAGAUCAAAAUCACAACAUGUAUGUAGCCGGUUGCACUGAGGUUGAGGUCAAGUCAACAGAGGAAGCUUUUGAAGUCUUUUGGAGAGGUCAGAAGAAGCGCAGGAUUGCAAACACACAGUUAAACCGUGAGUCCAGCCGCUCUCAUAGCGUGUUCAUUAUUAAGUUGGCGCAAGCACCUCUGGAUGCAGAUGGAGACAAUGUGCUUCAGGAUAAGAAUCAGGUGAACGUGAGUCAGCUAUGUCUUGUGGAUCUGGCUGGCAGUGAACGCACUAGCAGAACCCGAGCAGAGGGCAGCCGUCUUCGUGAAGCAGGUAACAUCAAUCAGUCUUUAAUGACACUACGCACAUGUAUUGAGGUUCUGAGAGAGAACCAGAUGUGUGGCAUGAACAAGAUGGUUCCAUACAGAGAUUCCAAAGUGACCCAUCUAUUCAAAAACUAUUUUGAUGGAGAAGGCAAAGUGAGAAUGGUAGUUUGUGUAAAUCCAAAGGCUGAUGAUUACGAGGAGACAUUGCUUGUGAUGCGCUUUGCUGAGAUGACUCAGGAGGUGGAGGUGGCCCGGCCUGUUGACAGACCCAUCUGUGGCUUUGCAGCUGGUCGCCGACAGAGGAAUCAGGCUUUUAAAGAGGAGCUGACCCACAGACUGGAGGAACGUGGUGGUCCUGUAGAUGGAGAGUCUCAAACAGUAUUGAGCCAGCUGCUGCAGUCUUUUCCUCCACUGCCUCCCUGUGAGAUCUCUGGCCCUAAUGAUGAUGUUACUCUACCCAAGCUCAUAGAGGCCCUGGAGAAGAGACACAAGAUUCGCCAGAUGAUGAUCGGCGAGUACAAUAAAACUGCCAACAUGCUAAAAUCCAUCCUUCAAGAGCAGGACAGCAAUGUUCUUUCCAAAGAGAACUUCAUCCAAGAACAGCGUGGAAAGCUUGGUGAAAAGGACAAGAUGAUCCAGAACCAGAAGAAUGAGAUUGAUCGGCUGGAAAAGAAAUCCAAGAUGCUGGAGUACAAGAUUGAGAUCCUGCAGAAAACGACCAACAUCUAUGAGGAGGACAAGCGAUCUCUACGGCAUGAACUGGAGAGCAGAGAACAGCGGCUGCAAAGGGAAGUGUCCGAUAAGAGACGCAUGGAAGCACGCAUGCAGGGCAUCGUCACUGAUGCCAAGCUCAAGUGGGAGAAGGAGUGUGAGAGACGGGUAAAUGCCAAGCAGUUGGAGAUGCAGAAUAAGCUGUGGGUGAAGGAUGAGAAACUAAAACAGCUUAAAGCCAUUGUGACGGAGGGAAAGACAGAGAACCGGCAACCACAUCGGCCAUCCAGAGAAAAGGACAAAGAUCCCCCAAAGAGAUCCGCCUCCCCGUCACCUGUUCCUUCUCCCUACAAUGGCUCCCAGCCAUCCCUCUCCUCCCUGGAGCCCAUGUAUAACUUCCCUCAGACAGUCAGGCCAGAUUUUCCCUUCCCCAGACCAGGCAGUGUGUCUGUGACCUCCUGCAUCUCUGAGUGGGAGCAGGGAGUCCCACAGUUUUGCAGGCAGAGUAGCCACUCACCUCCAGACAGAAGAAAGAGAGCUCAGGGCCUUCCCAGCACUCUUGAGAGGAGGAGAGGCAGGUGCUGGGUCAGAGACUGUGAGGUGCCUGUCCUGCCAGCAGAUGUAGACCUAGAGACAACUGGUCAAUGGACUGGGCCACCAGUUCGGCCUCUACACAGACGCUCGCACUCUGCAGGUGGGGAGAGGUGGGUAGAUCACAAACCCACUACCAAUGUAGACCUGGAUACAGUCAUGCAGCCGAACAUCCCCAACGCCAUCAAAGUGACUGCUCCCAGUGAGAAAGCUCUGUCCAAGUGUGACAAGUACGUUCUGACGCACCAGGAGGUGGCCUCCGAUGGGGAGAUUCAGACGAAGCUAAUCAAGGGUGAAGUGUUCAAGACCAGAGGUGGAGGACAGGCUGUUCAGUUCACAGAUAUUGAAACACUCAAGCAAGAGAGUCCUAUUCCAGCCAGCCGAAAGAGGCGAUCAGCAGAGACUGGCCCAGCCCAGGAGGGUGAGCCUAUGGAGGGAGACUGGACUGAUGUGGAGACCAGGUGCUCUGUUGCUGUUGAGAUGAGAACUGGCUCAAACCUGGGACCUGGAUACCAGCACCAUGGAUAUCCAAAACGCAAAAAGCCUUAAGACUGCCCUCGCGUUGCGAUCACAGACGAGUCCUUUCCUCUUGAAACCUCAUCACUGUGUGCAAUAGCACAAUCACUUUAUAAUAUUUAACUUUUUUUUUAAAUGCUUUUUUUUUUAUAUAUAUCACACGUUCACCAAAGCUGUUUUUAUACUGCAUUUUCUACCUGGGUGUUGCCAUGAAAAAUUCAGGUGUUCUGUAAACAUGGGUCUGGCCGUGUUUAAAAAAAAAAAAACACAAAGUAUUGCAAAUGUAGUAUUUCCUUGCUGUCCUUUUUAAGCACAUUAUUUGCUUGUAUCUUUUUUUAUAUAUAUAAUGAUUUGAUUUCCAUUUGGGCAGUUAGGACGAUCAACGCAUUUGCUGGUGUUACCUUAAAUUCUUCAGUCAAUGUAGUCUUUUGUUUUUUUUAAUGACUUCCAGUAGGCUGCAGCAGUACCUUGGAAAAACACUUUCCAUGUAGUUAUCUCACCUGUAUGAUAUUGUUGCAGACAAACUGUUAAUAAACAGAGUUGGAUGCUAUACUUGUUUGGGCUUGUAUUGUGGGUUAAAUUGUGUUUCCUAAAUGUAAAUUAACUAUGCAUGUUAUUCCUGUUGGAUCAUUGUAAUGGUGUAGUACUUUAUCCCAUUAGAACAUUUAAUGUAGUUGUAUAUGAGAGCAGUAGAUGGCAGCAGUGUUUAACUUAAGAUAUAGGGUACUUCAAUAUAUCCCAUAGUAAGGGAAACAGAUGGCCUCAUGCAUGUUAUUGCCUUACAUUAUAUUUGGCAUUUGAAAAUCUUGUGCUGUUGUCUAAUGCCAUAAAUAAUCCAUAGAUGGGUUUAAAGUCACAUUUGUCUUGGUAGUUGAUUUACUUGUCUGACGUGUUUGAAAGUGCAUGACACUGUGGAGACUCCCAUCACGGGAGGCUCAUGCUACCCUCCGCGAUCCACGCACAAAUGGCCAUGUGCCCCAUUGAGAGCGAGAACCCCUAAUCGCGACCACAAGGAGAUUACCCCAUGUGACUCUACCCUCCCUCGCAACCGGGCCAAUUUGGUUGCUUAAGAGACCUGGCUGGAGUCACUCAGCACACCCUGGAUUCGAACUUGCGACUCCAGGGGUGGUAGUCAGCGUCAAUACUCGUUGAGCUACCCAGGCCCCCCCACAUUGCUAUUUGACAUUCUGUAAAGGUUGUGUAAAAAAAUUAAUGUCCUCUGUGAAACAAAAAAUCUCAAAUUUUGAAGAAUGUCCUGGCCACUUUUAUAAUUCUAGUGAAUGAGGGUGUGGUUGUCAAGCUUCAAAAUGACAAUCUCAAGUAUCAUAAAAGUUGUCAAUUUGACUUUCAGCUAGUCGAAGUCUGCUGAAGCCAUGUUCCUUUUGUGAGAAACAGACCGAAAUAUACAUUUUUAUUCACUGAAGAUAUGCGUUCUUGUUCACCAUAGCGGGUUUAUAAAAGAACUAGUAAUGUCUGACUCAUGAACGUACUGUUGGACUUAUUUUUGUGAGUUCAACUCCCUAUUGACUCAAGGAUCCGGAUGCAGCGAUUUAACCAGUCCCUAA